Messenger RNA from Penicillium malachiteum, 1116 nucleotides. RefSeq lists its product as uncharacterized. The transcript is spliced from 3 exons. The record is from RefSeq and is a predicted model, not a curated record. Bases 1 to 1116 code for a protein of 371 amino acids. Lineage: Eukaryota; Fungi; Ascomycota; Eurotiomycetes; Eurotiales; Aspergillaceae.
AUGUUUGCUGUGGCUAGUGAUACUUUCAGCAACCAAGACCACACCUCCUGUGACGAUAUCAACUUCUCCCACAGUUUCCUUCCCAAAGAUUAUCCAGACCUCUGCUUGCAGUGUGCUUACAACUGGAGUAAUCAAAUACUUCAACCAAGCCCAAAGCUUUGGUUUUAUAAACAACACAAUCCUCUAGAGGGACUUGAAGCUCAAUACCCCAUCUUUGACUUCCAAGCCCGAAUGGUUGCGAACAUGAGUUCUAACGCAUCUUAUUCUGACCAUGUGCCAGCUGAUGAUUCUCUGAAGAAUGAUCCCGAGGAGUGUCUUCGAAGACACCGAUUGUCUCUAUUCCCAGACCCAGUCAGCGCCAGCUACGACUAUCAGUUUCAAAAUGAUCGUUGUUCGGAUGCUAUGUCCUUGACAUCAGACAAUCCAGAACCUGCUCCUGAUCCUGACUCUCCAUCCUUUGAUCCUAUCAAGUUUGCUGACCAUUUGAAACAGACUGAUGCCCUCACCUACACGGACAACUAUCCUAGCGACCCUGAUGUGAGUGACAGCCGGUCUGAGGACUUGGUUAUGCCAGAGUGGCGCUUGCUUGUCUCGAGCUAUUUCCUCCUUGUCCGUCCUGUGGAUGUCCUUUUUGAUAACUCCAGCGCUUUGACUGAUUCUUCGCCACAGUUUGACACAAAUCACCUGGAUGACUCUAUUUCGUCCCAGUCUACCGCCGUCGAAAGCAAGAGAAUUGAUCUUGUUGGCGAGCUUCCUUCCCACGAGGAAGUGGUCGCAGAGCUUGCGCAAGCUCUUCGAGUAGACGCAAACCCGAAGUAUCAGGACGCUUCGAAUACUCUCCCAAGUUGGCAACAGACUUUUCACAGUUCUGACUCAAGGAACAGUCUGUGGCUUGCAGAUAUGUCAAGUGCGUCUUCACCUGAUUUUAGCGAUCGCAAUACUAAUGAGUGGCUUUCAGAGAAUGAUUUUGUAUUAACAAGUCCCACAGCUAGCACUCACAGGCUGGGUUCUAUGAGCGAGAACCUGAUGCCCUUCCCGGAUCCUUUCUCGUCUUAUCGUUCUCUGGAUACCUUCUUUGAGGAUACCGAUGACGAGGAUGAUGGCUGUCUGCUAUGA